Molecule: messenger RNA, 6107 nt
Organism: Brienomyrus brachyistius
Lineage: Eukaryota; Metazoa; Chordata; Actinopteri; Osteoglossiformes; Mormyridae
Product: cyclic nucleotide-gated cation channel beta-1-like
Biological process (GO): monoatomic cation transmembrane transport; retina homeostasis
Cellular component (GO): photoreceptor outer segment; intracellular cyclic nucleotide activated cation channel complex; plasma membrane
Molecular function (GO): intracellularly cAMP-activated cation channel activity; cGMP binding; intracellularly cGMP-activated cation channel activity
Source: RefSeq, a predicted model, not a curated record
AUGUCUAUAUGCAAUGCAAAGGAUAUCCCAAAUGCAGAACUGGUCCCGCAAAUAUCAGUGUUGGAGGUCAUGUCUGACAGAGAGCCUUCAGAAGUGGACAACAAUAAGCAACCUCUCUCUCCCAGAGUUCUUGGCUGGUUGAAGCACAGCUUUGAGAAGGUGAUCCCCCAGCCCCCAGAGGUCCACGCUCCUGUCAACACAGAGACCUCUUUGGAAAGGGACACCCUUGCGUCUUCUCCAGCUGCAACUCCAUCUUCAUCCGCCACGCCACCUCUAGCACCAGCUCCAGCCCCUGAAGUGGAGAAAGUGGUCUCACCACCAGAAGAGCCAUCAAAACACGUGACAGAAGAACCCCCAUUACCAAAUGUGCUGAGCUGGAUUUUGCAGGAGCUGAGCCGCUGGAUGCCACAGCCUGCCGUCAAACACAAAGACAGCACUGCGGGUCACACUGAGGCUGUACAAAAUGGCUGUCUAUAUCGCGAUCCCGAGGAGAUGGCUCUGGAAGAUGUCGAUCCAGACUGGGAGAGGGGAAAGUGGGAGAUGGGGGACGUGAGCGUCCCUCUGGGCCGCCUGCCUCAGGUUAUUCAGCAGGAGGGUGCAGGCACACAGACUGGGCGCUGGACCCCUAUCAUGGACCGCAUCAAGCGGGAGGCCGAGGAGGCCCUACUGGCAACUCUGGAGGAGAGAGUUCAACGCCAAAUAUACCAUGCAUACUUCCUGCUAGUCCCCGCCCCAGAAUCCUCUACUGCACCUCGGAUUGGCAACCGAGCCCUGUUUGCUUUCUCCAGACUCCAACUGGAGAGGCUGGAGUCUGCGAGGAUGGCGGAGGAGUUUGCCAGGCGGGCCGUCGAGAGAGCGGUGAGGAAGCUGGCGGAGGAGCGGGUGGAGGAGCGGGCCGCCAUGAAGGCGUGGGAGCCUCAGGCGGAGACAGACGGUGGAGAACAGUGCUUCGUGUGUCCCGUGGAGAAUAUACGCAGCCCUCCAGAACGCAAACUACAGUCUUCAGAGACAUUAGCUCAGAGCCCCCCUCCACAACCACACAGAAAUUCUCACUGGGAACCAGGGGCGGAUGAAGUCAAGGCAUUAUCACCUCCUCUCGAGGACCAGAAAUCAGAAUCAGUAGAGACAGAGCUUCCUUCACCCACAGAACCUGACCAUCUAAGGACAUUAUCUCCUCUGACUGAGGAACCAGUAACUGAACCAUCAUCACCGCCUAAACCAGCAGUGGUAACAAAGAAAGACUCACACAGCAGAAUUUCCCCAUCUGAAGACAACGCGGAUUGUCCACCAGUGACCAAGCAGCCAAAGAGUAGCGAGGAUCAGUGUCUCGCCCCAGUUUCUGCACAGGGUGAAGAUGAUAAGGGGGUCAAGUGUGAAGCCCCAGGCAGCUGUCCUGCAGUAAAACACUGUCUAAUGCGAGUCCCCUACAUGCCUGACUGCCUCGACCACUGCAGCCGUCGCCUGCAGGAUGGUGGCGUGACUUUGCCGAAACUGCCCCCCAUGCCGGAGUUGCCCCCUCAGCUGGCCCAGCUGAACCACCACCUGCAGCUACACCUCUACCAGCUCAACCAGCACCUGCAGCCACACCUGGACCUGCUCAACCAGCACCUGCAGCCACACCUGGACCAGCUCAACCAGCACCUGCAGGCGCAGCUAGCCCAGUUGAAACCUCAACUGCCCCCACAGCUCGUUCAGAUACCCCAGCUCAGCCGCCAGUACUACCUCAACAUCGUGAACCGCCUGAACAGACUCAAGCCUCAACAAGAUGCCUAAGCGAAUCUAGCCCUGGAGUUAGACCAACUAGUGCAGCAGGACCCCGCCCUGCUCUCGCGGACCCCCUCCCCAUCCUCCCCUGGCAGCACGCUGGAGCUUCCCAAUGUUCCCAGUUACCCCCGCCUGCCUCCCAUUGGCCAUUCCAAGCUGUUAUCAGGCCUCUCUAAUCCUAGCUUCCACAUUGAGGAAAACCCCAGCCUGCCCUCCGCCCGACCCUCAGAGAGCUCCAGGUUAAGCAUGCACCCCGCUGUCAACGUGGAGGAUGUGGACACAGAGGGAGAGCUGGGAGGGGGUCCUAGCUACCUGCCUGAAGUUGUCACCCCACACAAACCCAACCUUAAAACCCUGACUGUGCCCGGCUUGAACAUGGCCUCUCGGAGAUGCAUGGGUGGAUCCAGAGGCCCCAAGUUGCAGUUAUUUUGGACAAAGAUAAAAAGGCUGUACUCCGAGGAUGAUAAUGAUGAGGAAGAUGGAGAGAGAACCAUCAGGGCCUGGCGCAGCCAGAGCAGCCUCCUGAGUGCUGAUGAAAGCACAAAGGACCGGCCGACCUCCGCCUUAAGCCAAACGAGCACCAUUGUCACCGAGCGACUCCAGGAGCUGGUGAAGCAUUUUAAGGAAAGGACCGAACGCGUCAAGGAAAAACUCGUCGAUCCGGACGAUUCUGAUGACGAAAGCCCCUCUGGCUCCCCCUCCAAGAAGCCUGCAGAGAAUCUUCCUCCAGAGGAAGAGAAGAAGGACGAGGCCCUUGGUCCAUCAGACAAGGAUGUAGAGGAACACUACUAUGAAAGGCUGUGCUGCAAAGUGAAACUGCCCUCAUGGUCCAGGAAGGUCAUGAAAUACCAGCUUCCUGAAAGUAUCGACCCCUUCACCAACCUGGUCUAUGUUCUCUGGCUCUUCUUUGUCACGAUUGCCUGGAACUGGAACAUAUGGCUGAUCCCAGUGCGCUGGGCCUUCCCGUACCAGACCCCGGACAACAUCCACCUGUGGCUGCUGGCGGACUACCUGUGUGACGCCGUCUACAUCCUGGACGUCCUGGUGUUUCAGCCUCGCCUGCAGUUUGUCCGUAGCGGGGACAUCGUGUGUGACAAAAAAGAAAUGAGGGGCAACUACACGAAAACGCUGCGUUUCAAGAUGGAUAUCGUAUCUCUCAUUCCACUGGAGUUGUUGUAUUUUAAGACCGGCUUCAAUUCUCUGCUUCGUCUCCCUCGGAUACUGAAGUUCAUGUCUUUCUUUGAGUUCAAUGACCGUCUGGAAGCCAUCUUGAGCAAAGCUUACAUCUACAGAGUCAUUCGUACCACCACCUACCUGCUCUACUCCCUGCACUGCAAUGCUUGUCUUUUCUACUGGGGCUCAGAUUACGAGGGACUUGGAUCCACUCAAUGGGCAUAUGAUGGAUCGGGCAACAGUUAUAUUCGCUGCUAUUACUAUGCUGUGAAGACCCUCCUCACCAUUGGGGGGGUUCCUGGACCCACCACUCUUUUUGAGACCCUCUUCCAGCUGGUCAAUUACUUUGUAGGAGUCUUUGCCUUUUCCAUAAUGAUUGGACAGAUGAGAGAUGUGGUGGGUGCAGCCACAGCGGGCAAGACCUACUACAGAGCCUGCAUGGACAACACCAUCAAGUACAUGGCCUCCUACCACAUCCCUCGUGAUGUGCAGAACCGGGUCAAGACCUGGUAUGACUACACCUGGCAGUCCCAGGGAAUGCUGGACGAGCAGGGGUUGCUGGUACAGCUGCCAGAUAAGAUGAGGCUGGACAUCGCUGUGGAUGUCAACUACGACAUUGUCAGCAAAGUGGCUUUGUUCCAGGGUUGUGACCGACAGAUGAUUUUUGACAUGUUAAAGAGACUCCGCUCCGUGGUGUACCUCCCAGGUGACUAUGUUUGCAAAAAGGGAGAGAUCGGAAGGGAAAUGUAUAUCAUCAAAGCCGGGGAGGUCCAAGUGGUGGGCGGGCCCGACGGGAAGACCGUGUUUGUGACGCUGAAGGCAGGCUCUGUGUUUGGAGAAAUUAGCUUGCUGGCAUUGGGAGGAGGGAACCGACGGACGGCUAAUGUAGUGGCUCAUGGCUUCGCCAACCUGUUCAUCCUGGACAAGAAGGACCUGGCGGAGAUCCUGGUCCAUUAUCCUGAAUCCCAGAAGCUGCUGCGCAAGAAGGCCAAAAAAAUGUUAACAAAAAACAAGAAGCCAGCGGAUGAUAAAGGGGAGACGAAGGACACCACCCAAGUGAUCCCACCCCGUCCAGAGACUCCGAAAUUAUUCAGGGCAGCUCUGGAGGUGACAGAAAAGUCUGGCAUGAAAGGGAUCUUCUCUAAACUGAAGGGCAAGAUAAACACAUCCAGCUCCACCCUAGAGCCGUCCAGCUCGUCCGCGAUUCCCCCUCCCUCCCCCGUGCACCGCCGCUCCCCCAUCCCACGCAAGCUCCCCCAUGAUGACGUCGACGUGGUGUCUGAAAGCUCAGACUGCUCCAUGCUGAUACGGAUGACACCCGGGCACGGUGGGGAGGAGAUGCUCUCCGUGGAAGUGUGCCCUGCGGAGCAAGAGGAAGCAGGAGACACAGAGGAUGGAGAGGAGGGCAAGGAAGAGGAGGAGCAAGGGAAGUAAAACAUAGGAGAGAAGAGAAAGGUGGAGAAGGAGCAAGAGAAGUAGAACAGAGAUGAAAAGGAGAGUUCAUGUCCGUGCCUGAAAGACUCAGCUCUCCUGCCAGUAAAUUAUAACUUAAUCACAAGAUGCUAAAACCCAAAGCCUAGAUGCUCGUUUCCCUCCUACAGGCUCUAUCAUUAGCUGCCAAGUAACCGGCACUUCGAGCCACUCCCAAAAUGACGUCGUCAUUCAAAAUAGAGAUAAUGUGUGCUUCUAUUCCAAAGCGGGUGCUGCCCCUGGAACCACUGAUCUGAGUCCGCAGCAGUGCGUGGCGGAAAGCUGCGGUCAAGCGUCUGGAGAUGAUUAUGGUUAUGCUUUCAGAAUAUCUAGUUAUAUUCUGCAUGUCUAGUUUCAGUCAGACUCCGGCAUACUGCUCCUUUUUAUUUAUUUAUGCAUUAUUUUGCUUUUUUGGAUGAAUCAUGUGGUGUUUGUUCCAAAUGGAAUGCCCCUUGACCCAGUAGGUGACUCUAACACCCAAAACAGGCUGGCAGAAUUCAUUUGACAAUCAGACUGUCUUGAUAUGAGGAAUUGCGUUUUUUAUGUGUUAUAGGCUGUGAUACACAACCGGAACUUUCUUUCUGUCCGUCAGCUGCUGACGAAUGUGCUUAGGGGUCUGCAGCAGGCAGUGAUUAAGGACCCAUCUUAUCAGGGACACGUUUAUUGUUGUUGUGUCCUUGGAAAGGGUGAAUAAAUGGAACUGAUCAGUGGCUACUCACCUGUGUAAAUAGGCGAGAAAUGACCUAUUUUGAGUUGAAUCUGCGCUUAGCAGAGUUUUGCAUUGGGCUUGGUGCUGCUGACAUUCAUGCUUCUCUUUCUGUUCUUGGCCGAAGAGGAAAAACUUUGAAACCCUAUAAGUUCCAGGAUGAGUGGAUAUGGUGUUUUUUUUUUUUUUACAUUUUUUAGUUUUAUUUAAAAUGUAAUGUAAUGAUUGAAAGGCAAAGUGUAGUAAUAUUAAACAUAAUGGUCAUGCAGAAUAAUAAUUUAGAAGAAAGGAAGAAAAUCUGAAAUGAAAAAAGUUCAUUGUUUUUUUUUGCAACCUAGUAAGAAAAAGAAGAGAGACAAUUAAUAUGAAAACUAUCCUGUUAGGGAUGAUGCUUUAGUGCUGAUUUUUUGGUGUGUGAUGUGUGGCUCUUCGGGUUAGGGCCCUGCACCCGUGAUCAGAAGGUUGUUGGUUCAGAGCUCAGGGUCAGCAGUUAUUUCACCAUUGGGCCCCUGAGUGUGGCCCUUAACUCCAGCUGCUCCAGGGACUGGCUGAGCCUGCUCUCUCAGCUGUACAUCAGUUUGCAUAAAAGUAAGUAAAUUCCAUUAUUCAUAAGGGAACAGUACAUGCAUCUUGUUUCUAUAUCACUAGUGUCAUUUGUGGGCUGCAAGGGUAAGCAUACAUUUCAGUUUAAGGGCAGUAAAGAGAGACAGUACAUUUAAUUAGUGUUUCAUACACUUUGAUCAUCCUCCGAUCUGGAUAAAGUGCUUAAACAGUCCGACUUUUAAUGUAUUUAACACAUUAAAAUGUCGCGAAUUGGUACAUUGGUUUCAAGGUCAGCAUUUUUACCAGCAAUACAUAUUACCAUUGUUCAUUCUUUUUCUAAAAAAUAGCAGGAAUAUAUGUCAUUUAAUAUCCAACACAGGGAAAAUAACUGUACAAUUCACGUUGUACGUGUAAUUCACUGUACAAUUGUUUUAUUAAAGCUUGUCCUGUA